Messenger RNA from Drosophila grimshawi, 5587 nucleotides. RefSeq names its product formin-J (gene form3). Gene Ontology annotation, biological process: cellular component organization. The transcript has 12 exons. Gene Ontology annotation, molecular function: actin binding. The coding region runs from base 454 to 5505 and encodes 1683 amino acids. Lineage: Eukaryota; Metazoa; Arthropoda; Insecta; Diptera; Drosophilidae. The record is from RefSeq and is a predicted model, not a curated record.
ACAACAACAACAACAACAUCAGAAGCAAUAGCAGCAGAAGCAAAUGCAGCAGCUACAAACGAGAAACGAUAACUUUGACGCAAGCCACACAAAGUAAUAUCGAUAAAUGCAAUUAAACUCAUUCACAAAUUGGAGCAGCAGCAAAUGCAACAUACGCAACAAACACUACGACAGGUGUUGGGCUGCCAGUAUUUUUUUAAAAUUCGCUUUGCUGUGAUUCAGCGCACGAGAGAGGCGUUCGGCAUGACGGAAACUGUUUAGGCAUUCAAUGCGGCGAUCAGCAACCAAGUCCAUGUCCAAAUCCAAGAACUGAGAACCUUUGCAACUAGCCGCAAAUAAAUCGAUCGAACGAAUUGCGUCCGAGCGGCGUGACAAGCACCCCUCCCAUCUCCCGCCUCCACCCUUCGACCCCAACCCACCGAGUGUAAGGCCACAAAAAAACAAGGCACAGAAAUGGACGCAUGCAUCGGCCUGGAUUGCAUAGUCGAGAAUCGUGACUAUAUUGCCAAGUGGGGCUCUGCCCUAGACACGCAGAAUGUGACGGUGAAGAAGCAGGUCUUCGAGCUGCUCGCAGCGCUCUGCGCCCACAACUCCGACGGCUAUGUCCGUGCCAUCGAAACUCUCGAGUUUUACAAGAAUCUCAAAAAUGAACGGUAUCGCUUCAAAAUUGUCAUCAAUGAGUUGGAACAGUCCUGCGCCCUGAUAACGCCACCAUUGGACUAUCAAAAAGCAUUGCUGAUUUUCAUUAACUGCGUCAUCUUAAAAGAACCCAAUCUGCAGGAACGCAUUCGCAUACGCAACGAGUUUAUAGGCCUCAAAAUAUUGCCGCUGCUGAGUAAUCUAAGAAAGGUCGCACAGAGUGUGGGCGAUAUCAUCGAACAAUUGAACGUAUUCGUGCAGCAUCAGGAUGCCGACGAGGCCCAGAGCCUACAGGCGCCCGAUGGCAUCAAUCUCAACUCGCAUCUUGAUGUCUUCUAUGCGAUACUGCGACAGGUGGCCGACAAGCCACAGGAGGGGCCCUUCCUCAGCAUAUUGCAACAUCUGCUGCGCAUCGAUUCGAAGGAUCCGUUAAGCGAUGUCAUCUGGGACACCGCCGAGCGGCUGGUGCAUCGCGCAUCGUUGCUCGAAGCUCCCGAGGGUGCAGAGCGUCUGCUGCGCCAUCAGACCUCUCAGAAGUUCACCUGCGCCAACUGUCGAGCCGGCGAUGCCAGCAGUCCCACAAGGAAGCCCUCACAGCCGCAUGCGCUGGCGGCGAAGCCACCGCCACCGCCACCGCCAGCCGCACCACCUGCACCACCAGCACCGCCGCCGCCACCCGUAUCGUUUACAGUUAAUGGCGCCGCGUUACCGCCACCACCACCGCCGCCGCCGGUGGGGAAUGGAAAUGCCCUACCCCCGCCUCCGCCACCACCCUCGGCGAUGCGUUCAGUGACGCCACUGCCAGAGUCGGUGACGACUGUGCUGCUGCCACAGCAGAAUACGCCAAUGCCGACGACCAAGAUGAAGUCAGUCAACUGGGGCACAAUAUCCGACAACAAGGUGGUGGGCAAAGAUAACCUAUGGAACCAGGUGGCCAACAACCAUCGCGACGAAGAAAAAUGGUUCGAUUUCAGCAAGAUGGAGGAACUCUUCCGCCAGCAGCCAACCAGCAGCGAGGGAUCACCCAAGCCAACUACAAAGAUCGGCAGGGAUACGUUGGAUCGGAAGGUCAAGAAGGAGAACACAGAGAUCACGCUGCUCGAUGGCAAGCGAAGCCUGAAUGUUAACAUCUUUUUGAAGCAGUUCCGCAACAGCAACGAGGGCAUCAUUCAACUGAUCCGGCAAGGUGCACACAAGGAGAUUCGCGCCGAGCGGCUACUCGGAUUGCUCAAUAUUUUGCCCGAAUCAAAUGAGUUAAACAUGCUGAAGAGCUUCAAUGGGGAUCGGACGCGUUUGGGCAGUGCGGAGCAGUUUCUGCUCCAAUUGCUCGAGGUGCCCAACUACAAACUGCGCAUUGAGAGCAUGCUCCUCAAAGAGGAAUUUCCCACAAAUAUGGCCUACCUGGAACCCUGCAUCAAUGCAAUACUCUAUGCCGGCGACAACCUGAUUAGCAACACGGACUUGCAUGAGGUCCUCUACAUGAUCGUCUAUGCCGGCAAUUUCCUCAACUCCGGUGGCUAUGCGAAAAAAGCGGCUGGCGUCACGCUCGCCUCGCUGCACAAGCUCACGGAAAUCAGGGCCAACAAGCCAGGCAUGAAUCUCAUACACUUUGUUGCCAUCCAGGCGGAGUGCAGGGAUCCCAAACUGUUACAGUUCCCAGCACAGCUGACUAUGCUUGAAAAUGCCAGCAAAAUCAACUCGGAGCAAAUAAAUAGCGAGAUUGGCACCCUGGCAACUCGCAUCAGGGGGAUCACAUUACAAAUUGAGAAGCCCGCCACGGAUGUGGAUAUAAAGCAGCAGAUGUCGGAGUUUCUGCUGGCCGCCGCUUCGGAUGUGGCUGUGCUGCAGUCGGGCAUGAAACAGGUGGAUUCGCUGCGACUGAAGUUGGCCGAGUUCUUUUGCGAGGAUGCAGCGAUCUUCAAGCUGGAGGAGUGCUUCAAGGUCUUUCACAUUUUCUGUGACAAUUUCAAGCAGGCAAUCAAGGAGAACGAAUACCGUGUGCAACAGGAGAAAAAGGCCGAGAAGCGAAACAAGGAGCAAUUGGCCAGGAAAUCAAAGCAAAUGGGCCAAGCAGGCACGCCCGUCUCCGAUUCGGAUUCAUUUCUGGGCGAUUCGCUGUUCGAUCCGCGGGCUAGUCCUGCUUUGAGUCGACGCCACCUGGGCUCUGGCGAGAUCAGCAAUGGCUUCAUACGCAACGAGCAGGAGUACAGCGGCUCGCCAGACAUCACGCCAAAUGGUAGUGUGCGUCAGCAGUCCAAACCCUUCCUGGCUGGCAAGGAUGAACUGAUGGUGCUUCUACUCAGCCCUGGCGGCCCCUACGAGAAACAGGUCAAAGGCCCCUACGGCAGCCUCGAUCGGUCUUGGGCGCCUCGUCGCAGACGUCCGGGCCUGUCUAGCAUUGACUUUGGCGUCGAUCGUGAACGGACCACCUCGCCAGCUCCGAUGCUGCAUCUGCAAAAGGGACCGGAUCGCCUACAAUCGCCACUAGCCAGCAGUGGCGCAACCACACCCACAUCUCAGGCCAGUACGCCCAUCAGCAAUGGGCCAACGAAUCUCCAGCAGCAGCAGCAACAGCAAAUGUCCGCAGCGCCCAAGGAUGGGAAUCCGAGCUUAUCGCCUGAACGGCGCAGGAACAUCGAAACUUGGCUGCAGUUCAACGGCAAGGAGGAGAAACCGAACGAAGAAUCCAAGCGGAAACGUCGCCUGGCAAAUGAGAAUCGGCGAUCGCUCGAAAACGAAACUGAAAACGAACGAAAACUGGAUCCAUUGCCAGAGGAAAAGAUAAUGACAACAACAACAACAACGACGGCAACAACGCCAACGACGAUUACUAAUCCGACAACUAACAACCAAAGGAACGUGGAGCAGUCCAGCAAAUAUCAGCGAGUCUAUGCCGACUGGAAGCCGUCCAAGACACUGGAGAACACAGAUGUCGUGGGCAACAUCCAGGCCAUACAAGAUGCCACAUCAACAGCAGCAGCAGCCGCAGCCGCACAGCCUGCUCAACCACAUCUGACCACCGCGGAGGAGCUGCGUCAGUAUCGGCGUCAGCGAUCGCAGGAGCCGACCCAAAGUGUUAGUCCAUUGCAAUCGAUUGCCGAGGAGGAUCGUCGCAAGGUCAUCAUACAAAAGCUGGGCGAGGGCGAUGGCAGCACCGAUCGACUGAAGAUCUAUGUCCGACGGCCCUCCAACAUGGACUUGCAGCCUGGCGCAGAGCUCAGGCGAAGCGUGGAGAAGGACACCUUUGCCAGUCUGCUGGAUCAUCACAAGAGUCACAACGAGGCAACGCCAAAUGCGCCAUCCGCUUCCUCCAAGGAAAUCGAUGCGGACAAUAUUGAGACACCGCCGGUGACACGACGCAUCAUCGCAACGCCAAAUACGACAGUGGUAACUGUUAGCCUGACAGACAAGCCAAAGCGAACGCCGGAGGAGAAGAGCAACGUGGUCAGCACUACUGCAGUUGGAGUAGGAGGAACAGCAGAUGCCAAGGAGCAUGAUGCACCCGGUCACUUUAUUCGCAAUACGAUGGCUCGACGGACGCUGCGACACAAGCCACGGGCACCCACAGACUACAGCAGCGGCAACGAGGAGCUCAUCACUCCUACUCAGGAAAUCAAGCAGUCAGCUAGCGCCAGUGAAAUACUACGCCAGCCCAAGGAUGAGCCGCAACAGCCGGCAGAGAAGACGCGCACCAUAACCAAACUGGAGAAAGUGGGUCGGCACAUUAGCUCAAUCAACCAGGAGGAUGUGCGUGAGGCCAUACGGAAUCUGAAGUCCCCGACAGACACACCAGACCGUCCUUGGAGUCCGCCUCGCGAUCUGACGCCCAACAAACUGAAGCUUAGCGCAAGCGGCCAUCACGAGCUCAACGACGAGGGCUUCGAGGAGACGCAGAGUCUCGUCUCGGACACACCGUCGCAUGGCAAGGGCGAGAGCACUAAUUCCUCUUGCAACGAGGCUAAUGAGGCGCCGACGCUCCAACGCUCCCGCCCGCUGGCCAAGCAGAGGACCAGCACCACCAGCAUCAGUGCGAUGGGCAGCCGUCUUUCGGAUCGACUGCAGCAGGCGCGAUUACGUGGCAGCUCAAGCAACCGGUCACAAAACCAAAACCAAAUCAACACAGUAACACAACCAACAAAUCCCAGUGCAGCGCAGCCCAAGCGCAGUCUCUCCGCAAGCCGGCCGUUGCGCAUGCCCAAUGGCAAUCCAAUGCAGAGUGCCACGUCCACGAUAACACGCUCCUCAUCUACAUCAGCAGCAGCGGGUGUGCGACGUUCGCCCUAUGAGCCGCCCCAUUUUGCGCCCAAGCAGCGCGACGUGGAGCGCAGCAGUUCGCGGAAUAGUUUACGUUCCUCCUCCUCCAUAAAUAGUGGCGCCUCCACACAGACAGUGGUGCGUCGGCUGCCCUCCGUGCAGCGUACAGCCACCGUCUCUGUCGAUUCAUCGCCCAGCAAGAGGCCGUUGGCAGCUCAGAAUACAUCACGCACAGCAGCCAACAACGGACGUGGUGUGCCCGCCAGUCGCAGUAGUAGCAGCGGCUCCAGCGUCGGACCCAGUGUUAUACUUGUGCGCAGCAAGCUAGCAGGAGGCGCGCAGCGCAAUGGUCAAUCUCAGCCGUUGGGCAACAGCACCAGUUUCAAGGAGAAUCAGACAGCACAAGCUGGUUCAGCAGGUGCCUCCAGACUGACAGCGGCGCGUAGUGUGAUGCUGGUGAAGAAUGCGAUUAAUCAGCAGGCCAACAAGAGCAGCAAUCACAAUAACAACAACAGCAGCAGCAACAACAACAGUAAUCAGCAGCAGCGCCAACGUUCAGUUAGCAGCUUUAUGCGUCCAACGGCCAGCAGUGCCACCAAGCGGCAGAAAUAGGCGAAGUGGUAGAGGAAGAGAAACAGGCAACGUCCAAGUUAACGUCCCAAGUUUACAAACUCACACACACACACACACAUAU